Messenger RNA from Schizophyllum commune H4-8, 796 nucleotides. Its product is annotated as ER lumen protein retaining receptor. Gene Ontology annotation, biological process: endoplasmic reticulum to Golgi vesicle-mediated transport; protein retention in ER lumen. Lineage: Eukaryota; Fungi; Basidiomycota; Agaricomycetes; Agaricales; Schizophyllaceae. The transcript has 5 exons. Gene Ontology annotation, cellular component: endoplasmic reticulum; membrane; cis-Golgi network. The record is from RefSeq and is a predicted model, not a curated record. Bases 62 to 700 code for a protein of 212 amino acids. Gene Ontology annotation, molecular function: ER lumen protein retrieval receptor activity.
AGCGACUUGGUUUAAACCGCGACCUCGCCACGACCCUUCAUCUGUGCAACGCCCGCCCGCCAUGAAUCUGUUCAGACUUCUUGGCGAUCUCUCACACUUGGCCUCCAUCCUCAUCCUCAUCCAGAAAAUCCACACGACGCGGUCAUGUAGAGGAAUCUCGUUCAAGACCCAGGCGCUCUAUGUAACCGUCUUCGUGACGCGCUACCUCGACCUGUUCACCCGCUACAUCUCCUUCUACAACACCGUCAUGAAGAUCUUCUUCAUUGCCAGCAGCUGCUACAUCCUCUACCUCAUGAAAUUCCGCUUCCGCCCAACGCAGGACCCGUCGCUCGACACCUUCCGGGUCGAAUACCUCGUCGGCCCGUGCGCCGUGCUCGCGCUCAUCUUCAACUACGCGUUCACCCCGUCCGAGAUCCUCUGGUCCUUCUCCAUCUUCCUCGAGGCGGUCGCCAUCCUCCCCCAGCUCUUCAUCCUGCAGCGCACAGGCGAGGCGGAGACGAUCACGACGCACUACCUCGCUGCCCUGGGCGCGUACCGCGCGUUGUAUAUCCCGAACUGGAUAUACAGGUACUUCUCGGAGGGCCAGGUGGACCCGAUCGCCAUUGUUGCGGGACUGGUGCAGACGGGCUUGUACCUUGACUUCUUCUACGUUUAUGUCACCAAGGUCUUGCACGGGCAGAAGUUCGAGCUACCUGCAUGAGCAAACACGGAUACGUACCUCGUACGCAUGUAGACGCGCGAAAGCGUGUUGUCUUAAUUAUUUAAUGGACGAUGAACCGCGGCAUGGCUCCCGGAG